Messenger RNA from Xiphophorus maculatus (southern platyfish), 2412 nucleotides. It is a transcript of the gene galnt11, whose product is annotated as polypeptide N-acetylgalactosaminyltransferase 11. The transcript is spliced from 12 exons. Bases 585 to 2297 code for a protein of 570 amino acids. Gene Ontology annotation, biological process: regulation of Notch signaling pathway. NCBI's taxonomy places the organism in Eukaryota, Metazoa, Chordata, Actinopteri, Cyprinodontiformes, Poeciliidae. Gene Ontology annotation, cellular component: Golgi apparatus. The record is from RefSeq and is a predicted model, not a curated record. Gene Ontology annotation, molecular function: Notch binding.
UGGUUCUGCAGCGGGGUUCGGGUUGUCGGUUUGCAGGCCGGGGUUUCUGCCGGAGUGCCGCCGAGUGAGCAGCAGACGGUCCGCGGACCCAGAGCAGGUACCGUCCGAUGAUUGAACUGGACCAAUGUGUUUGGCUGCUUUAUCUGAGAGCAGCUAACAGCCGCUAACCCACUGAGUUCCAUUAUCGGACUGGGGGUCAGAACCGAACCCAGAACAGUUCUUUCCCGGCCGGAUCAGAACUUUUAAUAAUCGGAACUGAAAAGGCUUUAAACUUUCCUUUAGGCCGCUCUGAUCCAGGAUAACCUGGGUUUAACACGAGGUUCGGUUCCGUUAAAUGGCUGUGUUGUUUUCUGCUGUUCGUUUGAACGAACCGAACCAGAACGUCCCGGUUUAAACCCAACAACUACAGGAACCCUCCAGUAGAACUUCGUUGAACACCUGGAGCCGGGUCAGAACCGGCAGGUUCUGUUUGGUUCGGCUUUCAGACUGUUGAGUUACAGCAGCUCCGCUGAAGCCAGGUGACGUCACAGUUUCCUACAGGUGAGAUACAGCAGGUGAUGUGAGGCGAUGCUCGCUCGCCCACCAUGCCCAGUGUCACGCUGCGGUACUUCUGCUAUGGCUGCCUCGUUACCUCGGCAACAUGGUCCGUCCUCCUCUACCUCUACUUCUUCCUGGGGGCGGAGCCUAGCAGGAACCCCGCGCCGCACCGCGGCCGGCCGAUCGCAGCCGGGUCUGACCACAAGGGGGCGGAGCUGUCCCCGGAGAUGGGGAUGAUCUUUAACGAGGCGGACCAGGAGGUCCGAGACGCCGGCUACCAACGCCACGCCUUCAACGUCCUGAUCUCCAACCGGCUGGGCUUCCACCGUCCGCUGCCCGACACCCGUGACCCGCGGUGCCGUCAGAAGGCGUACCCGGCGGGGCUGCCGGCCGCCAGCGUAGUGAUCUGCUUCUUCAACGAGGCGCCGUCCGCUCUGCUCAGAACCGUCCACAGCGUUCUGGACCGAAGCCCCGCCCACCUGCUGCACGAGGUCAUCCUGGUGGACGACCACAGCGAGCUGGAGGAGCUGAAGGACGAGCUGGACCGCUACCUGAGGACGGAGCUGCAGGACAAGGUCCGAUUGGUCCGGAACCGGCAGAGGGAGGGGCUGAUCCGGGGACGCAUGAUUGGAGCUGCCCACGCCACAGGUGAGGUUCUGGUGUUCCUGGACAGCCACUGCGAGGUGAACGAGGCGUGGCUGCAGCCGCUGCUGGCGCCGGUGCAGGCGGACCGCCGCACCGUGGUCUGCCCUGUCAUCGACAUCGUCUCGGCCGACACGCUGGCGUACUUCGCCUCCCCCAUCGUCCGCGGCGGCUUCAACUGGGGGCUGCACUUCAAGUGGGACCCGGUGCCGCCGGCCGAGCUCGGCGGGCCCGACGGCGCCGCCGGACCCUUCAGGUCUCCCACCAUGGCGGGGGGAUUGUUCGCCAUGGACAGGAAGUACUUCUUCGAGCUGGGCCAGUACGACGGCGGCAUGGACAUCUGGGGAGGAGAGAACCUGGAGAUCUCCUUCAGGAUCUGGAUGUGCGGCGGCCAGCUGCUCAUCGUCCCGUGCUCCAGGGUGGGACACAUCUUCAGGAAGAGGCGGCCCUACGGCUCACCUGGAGGACAGGACACCAUGGCCCACAAUUCCUUGCGGCUGGCGCACGUCUGGAUGGAUGAGUUCAAGGAGCAGUACCUGUCGCUGCGUCCCGAGCUGCGUAACCGUGGUUACGGUGACAUCAGCGAGCGCGUAGCGUUGAGGAAGCGGCUGCAGUGCCGCUCGUUCCGCUGGUACCUGGACGCCGUCUACCCCGAGAUGCGGGCCGUCACCAACGGCAACAAGCAGCCGCCUCCGUUCGUCAACAAAGGCCUGAGGCGGCCCAAGGUCCUGCAGCGUGGCCGGCUGCGUAACCUAGCAACCGGACGCUGCCUGGUGGCACAGGGACGGGUCAGCCAGAAGGGCGGCGCCGUCGUCCUGAGGCCGUGUAACCACGGAGACCCGGAGCAGGACUGGUCGUACGACGAGGAUGGGCAGCUGGUUCUGGGCGGCCUGCUGUGCCUGGACGUGUCAGAGGUCAGGACCUCUGACCCCCCGCGGCUCAUGAAGUGCCACGGCUCGGGGGGGUCGCAGCAGUGGAGCCUGGGGAAGGCCAACCGGCUCUACCAGGUCUCUGUGGGUCAGUGUCUCGCCGUUUCCCAUCCAGCUGGACCAAAGGGCUACGUUGCCAUGGCAAUCUGCGACGGCGCCGAGGCGCAGCAGUGGCAGCUGGAGGGCUGACGGACCAGUGGGACCGGGUUCUGGUUCCGGUUCUGGUUUUUAUCUGUAGUUUUUACUGAAGGAACGUUCUGAUCUUUGCUGCUUUUAAUCUCUAAUAAAAUGUUCUGAACGUCUC